AUGGACAAGUCCGCACCGCUCGUGAACAAGGUCAUUUACAUCUGUGACCUGCUCCAGAGUUUAGGACUGACCCCCAAAGCCUUCAUCACCGGCUUCUUGGAGCUUAACGACUCGGAUCUGAAACUGCGCCGGGGCUAUUGGGGCAUUUGCAGAGGCUGGCCCUCCACCUUUGCACUUGUGGAUGCCAUCCGGGCCGAGCUCCUCAGAUCACCUGAAGGGACAUUGCAGUGGUCAAACUACAUACAAGACCAGCAAAAUCCGAGGAGCGGGAUCCACCCAAAUGGGUCUUACAUCAGCUCGGCCGCGAUAACUCCGGCAAUCUUUGCUGAAGAUUCAAAAAAUCAUCAUCGGUUAACAUUGACAGGCAAGGAGAUGCCAUUUCUCUACCAAAUUGUACUCGGGAUGCUGUGUUCGGCAACAGACAUCAACCUUGGGGAUCAGGAGGAACAAGUACCACAGGUUGACAAGGGGGAAUUGGUACCGCUGGAAGCUCUUGAGGAAGAGUUGAUGGAGAGAGAGGGGUUCCGGUAUUCAAGGGGAGAUAAUAGUGCUACAACUCGCCGGGGUCGUUACGAAAGGCUAGAGAAUAGCAUCCGGUUUCUGGCUUGUGGGAUGUCCGAGAGGGUGAACGAAUACUUCCACCACCUUGGAUUAACCAGCUCACGCCGCACUGCUAUUGAAUCUCUCAAGACUCUGUCAAUUUAUGCUCAAGGUGAAAUUACCAGGGUCAUGGAUCUCAAGGUCAGCCCGGCCUUUGGUCCAUUUAUUUGCAUUGAUAACUUAGACAUGGAGGAGCGAGUUCAUCUUGUAUCUGUUGGCCAUCGGUCCAUGAUGUUCCACGGGAUGUGGGGUUACAUCCACACUCCCCCAAAAUCACUACUCGAUUCUAUUGAUUUAUCUGAAAUAAACCUCGAGUCGUAUCAUAAGGCCUUACAAACCGUCCGGACCAUGGAGAUAGAUCCAAGGGACUUCUUUCCUGAUAGAGCCACUGAAGACCAUUAUGUACAAGUGUGGAAGAGCCAGCUGGCUACUGUAAUGAUGAAGUACAUUGCGAUUCCUUCAAACAAGAAAGAUGCUUACGCUUGCCACCCACCGCCUUUGGAGGUCCUCACCGCUCAAGCCCCAGACUUUCACAUGCUCAAACUCAUGCUUGAAUCAGACAACUCAGCCGAAGGCAUUGGCCAAGUUAUGGCUUCGGUUCAGCGGCAAACUGGUCUCACACCCGAAGAAUUUGUAGGCCGCUUACAACCCAUGGAAGGUGACCUGGGGACGUGCCAGAACUUUCACUCAAUGCAAGCACUGAGGUCCCCCAACAGGCGAGCCGAGGAGAACAUGAACAGUGUUACAUUUCAGCUAGGGGCCUCACACACCCUCUGGAACAUUGGUCAGACAAUCUUCACAACUCACUUUGGUAACUCAAAUGACGCCGAGGACAUGGGAGCUUGGCGUACUUUGAAUUCGCUAGGGACCCCCCCAAACAAGGUCCUCCAGAAGAAGGACUUCACUGGGAUGAUACAGCAUCUGGAGAGGGUCCAUGAGGCCACUCUUUUCCACUGCCUCAGGGUGGUCAUGAACAUAGAAAGGAAUCCAAUCUGUGAAUCUCUGCCAACAAUUGACACUGCCAACUGGAACAAGUUCAUUGACCAAUGCUACACGCAAUAUUGCUCACCGGCUGCCCGUCGGCAGGCAUACGCAAAAUGCCGGGUCAGCGACUUACAUCUCAAACGGAAGUUGACAGACAAGGAAGCUGAAGAGAUUAGACAGCGCCACAGCCGUUCAAAACUCUCCAAUCUCCUGGUGCGCUUACACGAGUUCUCAACCGUUGUUGAAGCCAACCGAGCUAUGAAAUCAGGCGACAUGGGCCGGUUGAUUAAUAUAUGGCGAAUGUGGUCUGUGAUGUCGCAAUCUUUGCCUGGAUUGACUCACUAUGCAACAUAUCUCCCACGGUUGGUUCUACUGUUGACCAAGGUGCUGCCUGAGCCACUUAGCCGCUUUUUCAAACACAGCAUGUUGGUAUCACCUAGCGGUCGCCCAGGUCACUUUGUGGCCAAGGACUUUUUUUUGGAGAACCAUAAUUACUGGUUGAAGUUCUUUUUCAACCAUGGGGGCAUUGGAACUCAAGUUGAGCGGCUGAAGGAAUUGUACUCGUUGAACAUACCCUUGGUGAGAGUGACUCCUCACACUUGA
Molecule: messenger RNA, 2187 nt
Organism: Puccinia graminis f. sp. tritici CRL 75-36-700-3
Lineage: Eukaryota; Fungi; Basidiomycota; Pucciniomycetes; Pucciniales; Pucciniaceae
Exons: 4
Coding region: 1-2187 (728 amino acids)
Source: RefSeq, a predicted model, not a curated record